AUGAAUGAGAUUUCAUUACUCUAUCCAACAUUAAUCACAAGCGUUGAUUCUGGCUCAAAAUCUGUAGAUGAUGAGGACACAGCUUCAGUGUCUUCUGGAUUAACACCUCCGGGAUCACCAGCAGAUUCGAAAUCACCAUCAGAUUCUUCACAUGUAAAACGACCAAUGAACGCAUUCAUGGUUUGGAGCAGAGGACAACGACGUAAAAUGGCACAGGUAAACUAUUUUCAGUAAUGGAUUGAAAUAUUAUAUUUGAAAUUAUAUAUUCAGGAUAACCCGAAAAUGCACAAUUCGGAAAUCAGUAAAAGACUUGGAGCUGAAUGGAAACAGUUGAGUGAACAAGAGAAACGACCAUUUAUCGAUGAGGCGAAACGAUUGCGCGCAUUACACAUGAAGGUGAGUAAUAUUUCGAGAAUGUAUAGUUUUUUUCAUUUUCAAAUUGAAUUUUAUGUUUCAGGAGCACCCAGAUUAUAAAUAUCGACCUAGAAGAAAACCGAAAUCUACAGUCAAGGGACAGAAUCGAUUAUCAAUCAAUCUCCCAAUGACACAAUUCCCAGCGCCACCAAAUCUUUUCAGUUAUCAAUCACCUUUGGAAACAUUGAAAACAACUCCAGAUUUAUCCCAAUAUUAUUCAACAUUUUUCCCAAAUCCAGUAUUAUCAGCAGCCUCAUAUUCUCCAUAUAAUAUGAUGGCUGCAUAUGCUCGACAAGCUGCUGCAGUCGCAGCUGCAACUCAAGCAACAACAAAUAAUGCUGCAGCCGCUCCAGCCGUUUAG
Caenorhabditis angaria is the source of this 775-nucleotide messenger RNA. Lineage: Eukaryota; Metazoa; Nematoda; Chromadorea; Rhabditida; Rhabditidae. The record is from the annotation of a GenBank genome assembly.